AUGGAGAACUCGCAAAGCUAUGACGGUAGCUGCCACUGUGGACAAGUUAAGUUCACGGUGAAGAUAUCACCACCUAUAUCGGAGCAGACGGUGAUGCAAUGCAACUGCUCAAUCUGCCACGUCAACGGUUACUUGAUGAUUUAUCCCAAGACGGCUGAUGUCACUUUCCACCACGCCGACGAUGCAGUCAAGGAAUACCGCUUUGCGUCCAAGAACGUCCCACAUUACUUUUGCACCAACUGUGGUACCAGUGUCUACGGUAAAGCUGAGAUACCGGAGAAGCGACACAUUAUGGCUGUCAACGUCCGAACUUUGUCCGGCGUCGACCUCAAGACCCUGAAGAUCCACGAGCAUGAUGGAAGAGGUGAAACAAAGAUCUAG
Molecule: messenger RNA, 381 nt
Organism: Penicillium subrubescens
Lineage: Eukaryota; Fungi; Ascomycota; Eurotiomycetes; Eurotiales; Aspergillaceae
Product: GFA family protein
Exons: 4
Coding region: 1-381 (126 amino acids)
Molecular function (GO): carbon-sulfur lyase activity
Source: RefSeq, a predicted model, not a curated record